This is a messenger RNA of Corylus avellana, 1762 nucleotides long. RefSeq names its product purple acid phosphatase. NCBI's taxonomy places the organism in Eukaryota, Viridiplantae, Streptophyta, Magnoliopsida, Fagales, Betulaceae. Gene Ontology annotation, molecular function: metal ion binding; acid phosphatase activity. The record is from RefSeq and is a predicted model, not a curated record.
UUACCGCGAUCGCCAUUGCUCAUACAAAAGCUCACAAAGACAAAUAUAUGAUCUUAAGCUUUCCGUCGUCAUUUUCAAACCCUGCAGAGAGUCCAGAUUAAACGCAUAACUUCUCGUGACUCCAAAGUCCGAGGUCAACUUUAUACCUUCAUUGUUUAUCCCAUCAACCAUAUAUAGUUUCUUUUCUUUCUUGGACAACUGGGAGUAGAGGGUCUUGGCUCUUAAGCUGAAAGGGGGUGUGCAGGGCAAGAUCAAGAUGGGUCUGCUGGGUUCAUUUUCUUCUUGUUCUUCUUUGGUGGCAUUGGUUUUGGUUUUGAGUGUGGUGGUGGUGUGUAAUGGAGGGAAGACAAGCACUUUUGUGAGGAAAGUCGAGAAGACAAUGGAUAUGCCUCUUGAUAGUGAUGUCUUUCAAAUCCCGCCUGGCUAUAAUGCACCUCAACAAGUUCAUAUUACACAAGGAGACCUUGAGGGGAAGGCAGUGAUAGUCUCAUGGGUGACUGUGGAUGAACCAGGAUCGAGUACUGUGAUUUAUUGGAGUGAAAAUAGCAAGGAAAAGAAACAGGCCAAGGGCAAAGUUCUUACCUAUAAGUUCUACAACUACACUUCUGGUUUCAUUCACCACACAACCAUAAGAAAGUUGAAGUUCAACACCAAAUAUUACUAUGAGGUUGGGAUUGGCCACACUCCACGGCAGUUCUGGUUUACAACUCCCCCUGAAGUUGGCCCUGAUGUGCCUUAUACAUUUGGUCUCAUAGGGGAUCUUGGUCAGAGUUUUGAUUCAAAUAAGACACUUACUCAUUAUGAGUUAAAUCCACAGAAAGGGGAAGCAGUGCUUUUUGUUGGGGACCUCUCUUAUGCAGAUAACUAUCCAAAUCAUGACAAUGUUAGAUGGGAUACAUGGGGAAGGUUCGUUGAGAGAAGCGUCGCUUAUCAACCAUGGAUAUGGACUGCAGGGAAUCAUGAGAUUGAUUUUGUGCCAGAAAUUGGGGAAACCAAACCUUUUAAGCCAUAUACCCAUCGUUAUCAUGUGCCUUAUAAAGCUUCAAACAGUACUGCUCCCUUUUGGUAUUCAAUCAAGAGAGCUUCAGCUCACAUCAUAGUCUUGGCUUCCUACUCUGCAUAUGGUAAAUAUACCCCUCAAUACAAAUGGCUUGAAGAAGAACUACCAAAAGUUAACAGGACUGAGACACCCUGGUUGAUCGUUCUUAUGCAUUCCCCUUGGUAUAAUAGCUACAACUAUCAUUAUAUGGAGGGGGAAACCAUGAGAGUAAUGUUUGAGCCAUGGUUUGUGAAGUACAAAGUUGAUGUGGUAUUUGCUGGUCAUGUUCACGCCUAUGAACGAUCUGAACGAGUAUCCAACAUUGCAUACAAUGUUGUAAAUGGCAUUUGUACUCCUGUAAAGGAUCAAUCUGCACCUGUAUACAUAACCAUUGGGGAUGGAGGGAAUCUUGAAGGCCUGGCAACCAACAUGUCGGAACCACAGCCGGCGUACUCGGCUUAUCGUGAGGCCAGUUUUGGUCAUGCCGUCUUUGAUAUCAAGAACCGAACGCAUGCUCACUAUAGUUGGCACCGUAAUCAAGAUGGAUAUGCAGUGGAUGCAGAUGCUUUGUGGUUUUUCAACAGAUACUGGAAUCCAGUUGAUGAUUCCACAAAUAGCCAAUCCUGAUGAAAUAAAUUGCUGUAUGCUUUAUGGAAUAAAUGAUCUCAUUCUGAUAUAGUUGAACAUUGGUAUCAAUCUUUUCUUCAACCCUUUAUUGUUCCA